Vanessa tameamea is the source of this 1994-nucleotide messenger RNA. RefSeq names its product protein MEMO1. Lineage: Eukaryota; Metazoa; Arthropoda; Insecta; Lepidoptera; Nymphalidae. The record is from RefSeq and is a predicted model, not a curated record. Bases 210 to 1094 code for a protein of 294 amino acids. The transcript is spliced from 9 exons.
AUCGACGUCAAAGACCUACACCAAUGACCAAAGCAAAGCGAUAAUUUUUGAGAUUGUGAAAUGAAAGUGAGUCAAUGACAAUUGAUAAUCUGUGCUUCUUGGCUAAAGAUACUUGAAAGCCAUUAAGCAUAGAAUUAAUUUGUUUUGUGGAUUUGUGGAGUAACUUUAUUUUGUAUUGCUUUUUAAAAAAAUAAGUGUGUUAAAUAAAAAUGACUUGUCGGAAUGCAUCGCACGCUGGUAGCUGGUAUACGGAAAAUGGUUCUGAACUAUCAAGACAGCUGGAUCUGUGGCUGUCGAAGGCCGACCUCACCCAUGGACCGGCUAGAGCAAUCAUUGCGCCUCACGCCGGCUACUCGUAUUGCGGUGCGUGCGCAGCUUUCGCCUACAGACAAAUAAGUCCAGUUGUCGUUAAACGCAUUUUCAUCCUCGGUCCCUCGCACCACGUCCGGCUGGGGGGGUGCGCUUUGUCCUACAUGAAUAAGUACCAGACUCCCCUCUACGAUCUUACUAUUGACAAACAGAUUUACGCCGAACUCGAAGCGACGAGACAAUUCGAGUGGAUGGACGCACAGACGGACGAAGACGAGCAUUCGAUCGAGAUGCACCUGCCCUAUAUAGCCAAAGUUAUGGAGGAAUAUAAGGACGGUUUUACGAUCAUACCAAUCCUGGUUGGAUCGCUGACACCAAAAAAGGAGGCCAUGUACGGAUCAAUCCUAGCUCCUUACUUGGCUGACCCUCAGAAUUUAAUCGUCAUAUCAUCCGACUUCUGUCACUGGGGUCCGAGAUUCAGAUACACGUGGCGUGACUCCUCCAGGGGACAGAUUCACCAGUGUAUCGAGUGGCUUGACAGACAGGGGAUGGAUAUCAUAGAGAAAAUGGACCCACACGCGUUCACGGAUUAUUUAGUAAAGUAUGGCAACACUAUAUGCGGUAGACAUCCAAUUGGAAUUCUUUUACAGGCUAUAGCAAAACUACAGAGCCAAUCCAGCCCGUCGAUGUCAUUGAAGUUCUUGAAGUACGCCCAGUCGUCCCAGUGUAUGAACAUGCAGGACUCCUCGGUGUCGUACGCGAGCGCUUCGCUCGUGUUCGAAUAAAUGUCCCGAUACUUGAGAUCACCGGUGUCCCGAUUUUAAUUUUUUUUUGUGUUUUAUAAAGCUGUAUGUCCACAAAUGGUAAAUUGGCUUUUUGUGUUGGUUUUAAUUUUUUUUUUAAUUUAAAAUAGUUGGGUGAACUGUCAAAUGGAACGUCUUGAUAGUAAGUAGGUGCUCAUGGAUGUAAGAAAUAUUAACCAAUCCUUAACAUCGUCAAUGCAAGCAACGUUGGAACUGUUCUGUCCCUCGUGCAUGUAAUUACACUGGGUCACUCUCCGAUACCUACUACAGGCACAGAAGCAUGGGUGAUCUAUGGAAUUGUUAAUAUUUCUAACAGCGCCAGUGUCUAUGGACGGAGGCCACUUGCCAUCAGCUAGUCUAUAAUGACGUUUACCUAACUAAAUUAUAAAAAAUAAAAUUAAAUACUUAAUUUAGUAUAGAGAUUUAUAACGAAAUCGAUGUUGUAACCCUCAAAUUCAAUUUCCAUAUAAAGUAGCAACACUAAAGAAUAUUUCGUAGAAUUAAUAACAUAUUUAUUAACUAGCCGCCCGUCCCGUCUUCGUCCGGGUCAAAUAAGAACUGUAUUCACUACCCUAUUUCAGCGCCACCUACCGGGUCCAAUACAAACCAUCGAGGGACCCACUCAAUUCCACACAAAAAAAUAUAUCGAAAUUAGUUCAUUAAUUUAGCAGUUAUUUGUAUGUACACACAUACAGAAUACUUAUAUAUAUAUAUAAAGAUGAAGAAAUUAAAAUUAAUUCAAUUAUAAUUUGUUAUAUGUACGAAUGUUAUUUAGGGGUGGAGGUGGUUAAAUUAUGCUGUCUUUUUCUUCCGUAUAUAAAACCAAUGUUCUCAGAAAGAGAGAUGUAGAUGUUAACAACAAUCACUUAACAUAAUUAAUAU